AUGAGUUUCAGGGUUGAUCUCCGUUAUGAACAUAGAAAACUGUGGAAGGAUGUGAUUGUCCAUGAACUUGCUACUCUCUGCCUAGCUUCCAUUUCUGUUGACUACACCAGCAAAGUGGAAAUUUUUGAGCAUGGUGGACUCGAACCACUCAUCCGCCUUCUGUCAAGCUCUGAUCCUGAUGUCUUAAAGAAUUCUGUUGAAUCUAUUUCAAAUUUAGUUAAGGUGGACUUUCAGAAUCGAGCUGCUAUUUGCGAAUUGAAUGGCGUUCCUCCAAUUCUGGAAUUACUGAAAUCUGAAUAUCCUGUUAUACAGCAGUUAGCCCUGCAAACCCUAACACCCAUUGUCAUUGAUCCAGAUUGCAGAAUUCAGUUGCGUCAGAAUAAAGGUCUUGAAAGCAUCUUGCAAGUUCUUGAAACACCGGAUUUUACUGACCUUCAUGUAGAAGCACUGACUGUACUAGCAAACUGUCUGGAAGAUGUAGAAACUAUGCAGGUUAUCCGCGAAACAGGAGGCCUAGAAAAGUUUCUGACAUUCGUAACUACAUCCACUCUGCCAGAGGCACAGAAGCGGGCGGCCAAAGCCAUUACAGCAUCUGCACGUAACUGUGAGAACAGAAAAUUUUUCCAUGAGCAAGGUGUAGAAAAAGCACUGGUAAAUCUUUUGGGAGUCAACAAUGAUGGAAUCAAAAUAGCUGCUUGCCAAGCUGUGUCUGUUAUGUGUGAACUUAGUAGUAGCAAAGAGGCUUUCAAAAAAGAACUUGGCAUUCCUCAACUGGUUCGGUUGCUGGUCAGUGACAAUGAGGACGUUAAAGAAGCUGCAGCUCUAGCUCUAGCAAAUCUAACAACCGCUAAUCCCACCAAUGCUACUGCAGUUUUUGAAGCUGACGGUGUGGAGCCAUUGGUCAAACUUCUGACUGAAUCAGGAGAUGGAGCUGUUGCCAAUGCUGCUACCGUUCUCACUAAUAUGGCCCUUCAAGAAUCUUCACGCAGUAGUAUCCAAUAUUAUGGAGCUAUGACUGCCAUUGUGGAACCAUUGAAGUCCACCAACACAGUGGUGCAGAGUAAGGCUGCACAAGUCGUGGCUGCAUUAGCUUGUGAUGCAGAUGCAAGAACUCAGUUGCGAACUUCUGGUGGAUUGGAGCCACUUGUAAAAUUGCUACAUUCUAAUCAUGAUGAAGUGAGGCGCAAUGCUUGCUGGGCUGUGCUUGUCUGUGGAAAGGAUGAGCCCACAGCAAUUGAGCUUUGCAAAUUGGGUGCUUUGGAAAUCCUGCAAGAAAUAAACCUGUCCACAAGUCGCCAAAACAGCUUUAGCGAGGCAGCUGUGAACAAGCUGCUCGACAGUAAUCCAACUCUCAAAUACGCUCUGACUGGCUAUUUGUCAUCCAAUAAUAUUAUCACAGAUGGAUUCUAUGAUCUUGGUCAGGUAAAGGCAAACAUAAAGAUUUUGAAUCUUGAUGAAUUGAGCAAGCAGGAAUUGAACCAGCAGAGGCCAAUACUGCUAAUUAAUGCCAAAAAAGUAGAGUUCCUUCAGCAUACGUUGCCCACUGAUGAAAAGCAGCUGGAGAUUUCCCCGUUACGGGCAGCUUCUAGUAAAAGCAGUGCCAAAACUGGUAAAGGAAGAAGUCGAGGAAGACGAGAAGAGGAAAAAAUGAAAGAGGAAGAACAAGCGGAAAUGAAACCUGAUGUGGAAGACAAAGACAAACCAUGGGAACCACCUUAUGAUCCAAUGUUUGAUGCUUAUGUCAGUGAGGUUGCAAAAAGCAUUCUGCCAAUGCAUAACAGCCGAGAACAAGUUAUAUCCCUUGCAAUGUUUGUUGCAGAAAAGAUGGGUGGAUCUAUAGACAAGGACAACCUCUAUGACUUUCCCUGGGAACUUCACAUUGGUGAACUUAAAUUUGAAUUAAAAUCUAACGUCAUUCCUAUUGGAAAUAUUCAGAAAGGAAUCUUCUACCACAGAGCUCUUCUAUUCAAGGCUUUAGGAGAUAGAAUUGGGAUCAGUAGCAGUUUGGUUCGUGGAGCGUACAAUAGAGCUUGGAACCAUGUCCUAUUAAUUGAUGAUCCUCCGCAAGAUGUACAUGGGCCCCUCACUCCACCAAAGGAAUAUGUAGUGGACCUCAUGCACAAAGUAGGGAAUCUAAUGAAGUCUGACAGUGCAGAAGCAGUACACUAUCAACUCUUUUGUGGUUGUAAACAGUUCUGUGGCAAGAAUCAAGUUGAUCAGAAGCAAGUGUCAAUGUCUGUGUCAUUUUGAAUAAAAUAAAUAGCAAAAUGUCCAGUUUCCAGAACUUCAAAAACAUAACUACAUCUUAAGAUUGUUACCAAAAAACUGCAGGUAUCAACUUAUAAUGUAAGCCACUGUUAAAGUUUAUCUAAUUUAUGUAUUUUAUCACCUAAAACAUUAUUUUUACUGUCAUUGGGUUAAUUGAUUUGUUUCUGAAAUGGGAUGUUUUAGCUCAUUGACUAUUGCAAAAUUAUGUUGCUUAGUUUUAUUUAGACAAAGAUUUAGCAGAUAUCUUGUUAACAUUCUCAGCAGAUUGUAUAUGUGUAUUGUAAGAAUUUAAUUUCCUUUACAUUACAUUUUAGUUGAAAUAAUAAAACAACAUUGUGA
Messenger RNA from Callorhinchus milii (elephant shark), 2607 nucleotides. RefSeq names its product armadillo repeat containing 3 (gene armc3). Gene Ontology annotation, molecular function: protein binding. The transcript has 14 exons. Bases 1 to 2250 code for a protein of 749 amino acids. The record is from RefSeq and is a predicted model, not a curated record. NCBI's taxonomy places the organism in Eukaryota, Metazoa, Chordata, Chondrichthyes, Chimaeriformes, Callorhinchidae.